Penicillium oxalicum is the source of this 1119-nucleotide messenger RNA. Its product is annotated as Hsp20/alpha crystallin family protein. Gene Ontology annotation, biological process: protein complex oligomerization; response to salt stress; response to heat. The transcript has a single exon. The coding region runs from base 1 to 1119 and encodes 372 amino acids. Lineage: Eukaryota; Fungi; Ascomycota; Eurotiomycetes; Eurotiales; Aspergillaceae. The record is from RefSeq and is a predicted model, not a curated record.
AUGGCGUCUUUCAAUAACAUGAAUCACUCGCCGAAUGCAUUCUGGGAGCACGUCGCUUCCACUUUGGAUGAUCAUCCCUUCUUCAACUCUCGCAACAUGCAUCACCCGCACCCACCACCUCCUCCAUUCUGGGGCUGGGGCAACCCUUCUCAUCCUCAUCGCCGUCAUCGUGGACCUCCCCCCUCAUUUUGGGGAUGGGCAACGCAGCCAGAUGACCAGGAUCUGCCUCGAUAUACGGAGACCCCUCCUUCGGCAGGUCAAUCUCCAGAACCAACCGCUGGCCCCUCACACUCUACAGCACAAACCCCCAAGGCAGAUCAGGACAAGGCCGCCUCUCCAGAGGCCGAGACCCAGAACGAAGAUGAAUCGCAUUCUCACGGACGAUGUGGCAAAGGCAAGCAUCCUGCUCACGGCGGCCCCGACGGGACAGGUCACCAAAGACGAUGCGGUCGUGGUCCUCAUGGACGAGGUGGCGGUCGAGGCAGACACCACGGUGGUGCGCGUCCCCCAUUCAGUCCUGGCCCAGGAUUCCCUAAUCUGGAAUUCUUGCGGAACAUUGCAUCCCAAUUUGGAGUGCAGUUCCCUGAGCCUACCCCCGAGGGCGUUGACUUUGUUCCAUCGGUAGAUGUAUUCGAUACCCCGGCCAAGUUCAUCGUGCACACUUCCCUCCCCGGCGCCAAGAAAGAAGACGUGAGCAUUGACUACGACCCAGCCGAGGCUACCCUUCACAUCGCCGGGGUAAUCUACCGUCCUGGUGUGAACGAGGACCUGCACCACGCCCUUGUGAUGCAGGAACGCGCCCGCGAAGUGGGUGUCUUCCAGCGUGACGUUCACCUUGGAACACACGAGACCCCUGCUGUCAUCUCCGUUGACGAAGUUACAGCCAGACUGGAAGAGGGAGUGCUGAUUGUGACUCUUCCCAAGGUGGAGCGCAAGCCCGAGGCGAAGAGAAAAAUCAUCGUCGAGGAUGGGAAUAUUUCGAACGAGAAGGACGCAAUGCAGGUAGAUGUGCGGGAGGAUACCGUGACUGAGACCGAGACCAUGACUCCCUCAACAUCGGAUGAGAGUGAUGGCGAGGAGGGAAAGACCAAGGAAUAUGUCAAGGUGCAGGUCAAGUGA